This is a messenger RNA of Mytilus trossulus (common blue mussel), 977 nucleotides long. Its product is annotated as homeobox protein engrailed-1a-like. The record is from RefSeq and is a predicted model, not a curated record. The coding region runs from base 105 to 944 and encodes 279 amino acids. Lineage: Eukaryota; Metazoa; Mollusca; Bivalvia; Mytilida; Mytilidae. Gene Ontology annotation, biological process: regulation of transcription by RNA polymerase II; neuron differentiation; multicellular organism development. Gene Ontology annotation, molecular function: RNA polymerase II cis-regulatory region sequence-specific DNA binding; DNA-binding transcription factor activity, RNA polymerase II-specific. The transcript has 2 exons. Gene Ontology annotation, cellular component: nucleus.
GUAUAAGGAAGAUGAUAUUAUUGAGAUAAUUUGCUGUCAUGUGAAGUGUAAAAUGAAAUGUUAGUUAAUUGCAUGCAAAUUAGGGAAAUUGUUUAAAAAUUAUUAUGUUUUACCGCGAAUUGGAAACUUCAGAAAUGAACGGAGUAUUGUUUAAACCAAGAGGAAACCGAAGGGAUAUACAUGACUAUUCAAAUCAAGAAGACCUAAAUAAGACAACAAACUUUUCAAUUUCUGAAAUUUUACGACCUGAAUUUGGUCAAAGGAGGGCAGAACAAACAAGUUAUCGAGAACCGUGCCAAGUAAAACAAGAAACAUUUUCUGGAUUAAAUCAUUAUGUUAACACUCCGACACCAUAUCGCUCUUCGUUUUACAAUAUUGAUGACAUAUUCCGAAGAUACAAAACAUUUAUGUGCUCAGCGUCCAAACAUGACAUCAAUGAAACAUCCGGGUCUUUAGAGAAAUCGAUUGUAAACGAUAUAAAGCCCUUUGAAGAGAUCAAAACAAAAUCGGAUCCGGACGCCCUAGAAACAUCGGAUUCCGGACACAGUGAUAGUGGAAAUUCUGUCUGGCCAGCAUGGGUUUAUUGUACUAGGUAUUCCGACCGACCAUCAGCUGGUCCAAGAACAAAAAAGGUACGACACAGAACCAUCAAACCACCAUCAGACGAAAAGAGACCUCGAACGGCGUUUACAAAUGAGCAACUACAUAGACUGAAAAAAGAGUUCAACGAAUGUCGAUAUUUAACAGAAAAACGUAGACGAACUUUGGCUGAAGAUCUCAGUUUAUCAGAAUCGCAAAUCAAAAUAUGGUUUCAGAACAAAAGAGCAAAGGUUAAAAAGACAUCAGAGGCCAAGAAUACUCUCGCUUUGAAUCUAAUAGCAGAAGGACUCUAUGAUCAUUCAACAAUACCUACCACAAAGUCAAAUCCUACCGAGUGUGAUUAAAUCUUUGAAUUGUAUAUUUAUUUAUAUUUAUUA